GACAGAGAUCCCAGUUUUCGUGGUUAAGUCAUGUAGGCCUAUUUCUAAAAUGGCGGCGCCCAUGCUGAGGUUCUCAGCACGAGUAAUUUCGGCUCGUCAUGCCCUUCACUGGGCCUGCUUGCCCUACCGGUGCCUACAGACCACUGCCGUGUGCUGCAAGACCGUGGCUGGCCGUGUGAAAGUGAGCAAAGGGGAGAAGCCUAUCACCUAUGAGCAGGCCAACCCGCCAUUUCAGAUAGGUGUUCGGAAAGGCUGGAGUGCUCAACACACAGCCAACCUCAAGAACGAGAAUGGUGCCGCCGACAUCGCCAUGGAUGACCUCUUCAUCCGGAAGUUCAUCUAUGGCACCUUCCACAACUGUCUGGCCACGGACCUCAUCAUCAAGCGGCGGGCCAACCAGAUCAUCCUGGUGGGGAUCAUGCUGCGGAACCUAGCUCCCCAGAAAUACUACUUCCUGAGUGGCUACACAGAGGAGCUGCUCUCCCAUUGGUUCAAAUGCCCCGUCAAAAUGGAAAUUCAGAUAGUCGACGACCGGCCCAUAUACAAGUGGAUAUGAUUGGACUGUUUAAAUGCACUAUUUAUUCUAACCCUAUCAGUUCCUUUUAUUUAGAAUUCACCAGUGACAUUAGUCAAAUGUAUAUACUGGUACCCAGUAUUUAUUUGGUGCAUGGGUUGCCAAGGAAAAAUUGCUCAGCGGUCAACAAAUCAGCCCCGAUUAAAUUUAGCCUAUUCUUGAGUCAAGAAUCUUAAGGAAGGAUCUCAAAUUCUUUUUCCUGUUUAUUUGUUUUGUCAGAUGUCGUAGAACAAACAUUGAAGCUCUUCAUUUAGCAAUUUCACUCAUUUGGCAUCGGAAUAAAUACAGAAGUCACGUAGGUGAAAACAGCGACACAUUAUAAAGAGCCCACAAAAUGAUGUGACAUCCAGAUGAAACUCUGUGUCAAAUGGCUGAGAAAACUUGGAGGGUACUGUUAAUUUCCAUUGCACAAAAUACUUUCAAAGGCUUCUAGAGCCUCCAAAAUCCUUCAGGUGGUUUUGGAGGAUUUUGGAGGAUUGAGGGUGAAUGGCAAAAGUGCAUGGCUGAUGUCAA
Molecule: messenger RNA, 1087 nt
Organism: Acanthaster planci (crown-of-thorns starfish)
Lineage: Eukaryota; Metazoa; Echinodermata; Asteroidea; Valvatida; Acanthasteridae
Gene: mrps24
Product: mitochondrial ribosomal protein S24
Biological process (GO): translation
Cellular component (GO): mitochondrion
Source: RefSeq, a predicted model, not a curated record